Molecule: messenger RNA, 828 nt
Organism: Prorocentrum cordatum
Lineage: Eukaryota; Dinophyceae; Prorocentrales; Prorocentraceae
Source: the annotation of a GenBank genome assembly
AUGAAGACGAAGCCCACGAUGGUGGACACCUUCGGGGUGAACAUGUACUCGAUAUGCUUCGGCAGGAAGCCAGGCUCGGACGGCUACCUCAUCUGGAGCGACACCGCGCCGUCGGUCAAGCCCGAGUAUUUCAGGCGCGUGCAGGUGGUGGGUAACCAUACGUGGAGCGUCUUGUUGAAGGAGCCCAGGUUUGUACACGACCCGGCAAGCGAGGCCAAGAAGUACGAAGGUGUGACGUUGGGUUGCGAGAAGGGGUGCGGGGCGCUCCUGGAUAGCGGCACGUCGCUCCUGGCACUACCAGGCCAUACGAUCAACGAGCUCGUCAAGGUCACGCUCGAGCCAGGGUUCGACUGCAAAAGAUUGCAUGACAUGCCAUCGAUUAAGCUCAGGCUUGGCGACCACGAUAUCAUCCUGCCGCCCGACACCUACGUCGCGGAGGUGACCGAAACCGGAACCAACGUGCCGCAGUACCUCCAGAGCUUCGUCCGCCUCCGUAAGUUCAAUGUCUCGAGCCACCAAGAGCCAGGGAGCCGCUGCGACCUCAUGGUCAUGGAGUCGGGGGCGGAGACGGCCAACGGACCGCUGUGGAUCCUCGGCGCACCCUUCUUCAGGCAGUACUACACCACCUUCGAGGUCGGGGGGCACACCAACGAGAGGCGGGCCGUGUACUUCUCGAGAGCCUCCGACACGUGCACGCCCUCCGCUCCGGAGGACUUCGAGAGGCACGUGCCACCGACGCAGCUCUACAGGCGCCUCAUCCAUCCGUCCAAGCUCUGGGUGCCGCCAACCGCCCUCGAAGCCCUCAGCGCCGAAUACGUGAAUCUGUGA